Molecule: messenger RNA, 1340 nt
Organism: Paramecium pentaurelia
Lineage: Eukaryota; Ciliophora; Oligohymenophorea; Peniculida; Parameciidae
Source: the annotation of a GenBank genome assembly
GAAUGGCUACACUUGGAGAAGAAUUUCAAACUAUUUUAAAAGAAAUUGACAAUGCUAGAUUAGAUACAAAUCAUUUAGAAGCAGCCUAUUUGAAAUUGUUAACAUUUGGUAUAUUUUAAUAAUGAUAGAAAAAGAUUCAAAAUUUGAAGAGUAUCUAAAACAUAAGGAAAGUGCAUAUAAUAAAUUAUCAUAAUUGUAUUGCAAAUAAAACAAACCUCAAUUAGUAUUUCAUAUUAUGAAAACACAUGAUUUCUCUGGAUUCAAUUAAACAAGAGCAGCAAAAAUUAUGAGAUAAAUGAUUGAUUAAGUAGCAUAAUUAGAAAGCACAAUUGAAUUAUAAGUUGAAAUGUGUUAAUUCUUAAUUGAUUAAUGUGCAAGAGAUAAAAAGAAUUACUUAAAACAUAAGAUGCAAAUAAGAUUGGCAACAUUAUAUAAUGAAUAAGAAAAAUUCACUUAAGGAAUUGAAAUCAUAGAUAAGAUUGUAGGUGAAGUAAGAAAAGCUGAUGAUAAACAUUUACUAUUGGAAAUUUAUCUUAUUGAAAGUAAAUUACAUUUUGGAUAAACAAAUCUUGCUAAAGCCAAAGCUUCAUUAACAGCAGCUAGAGCAUGUUCAAAUACAAUCUAUUGUCCACCACAUGUUUAAGCUGAAAUUGAUAUGAUGGCUGGUAUUCUCUAUGCAGAAGAAAGAGAUUACAGAACUUCUUAUUCCUAUUUUUAUGAGGCAUUUGAAGCAUUCAAUAAUUUAGAAGACAAAAGAGCUUUAAGUACACUUAAAUAUAUGUUAUUAUGUAAAAUUAUGAUUGGAGCUACUGAUGAAGUCAAAUAAAUAUUAACUGGAAAGUAUGGUUUAAAAUAUGCAGGAAGAGUAAUUAUAUAUAUAAUAUUAAUAUUAGAAUUUAGAAGCUAUGAAAGCAAUUUCUAAUAGUAAUUAAAAGAAAUCUCUUAUUGAAUUUACUAAAGUUUUAGAUGAAUUUAGGGAAGAAAUUGAAGGUGAUAAAGUUAUGAAAUUACACAUUAAAUAGUUAUAUGAAGUCUUAUUAGAAAUGAAUCUAUUUCAAGUCAUAUAACCAUAUUCUAAAGUUUAAAUUGAUUAUAUCACUUAAAGAAUGUAAAUAGAUGUAGAAAUUAUAUAAAGAAAGUAAAAUAUCAAUUAAUAAUUUAAGAUUAUCAGAAUUAAUUCUAGACAAGAAAAUUGAUGGAACUUUAGAUUAAGGAGAUGAUUGUUUAAUAUUGUUUGAUACAAUUAAACAUGAUAAUUUAUAUCAACAUUCCCUUAGUUUGAUUAACAAUUUAAAUGGAGUAGUAGAUAAAUUAUUUGAUAGAGUGAAAGUUAAAUGAAC